Messenger RNA from Neohortaea acidophila, 924 nucleotides. RefSeq lists its product as uncharacterized. The record is from RefSeq and is a predicted model, not a curated record. The transcript has 3 exons. Lineage: Eukaryota; Fungi; Ascomycota; Dothideomycetes; Mycosphaerellales; Teratosphaeriaceae. The coding region runs from base 1 to 924 and encodes 307 amino acids.
AUGCGUGCCACCACGAUCCUCUUCGCCCUUCUGGCGGCUGUUGCUACCGCUUCCGACAAACACCUCUGCACUAAGACCGUUCAUGGAAAGACGAAAACCGUGACCAAGACGUCUACCACUUACGCUUCCACGACAACUCUCUCGUCUACUAUCACUAGCGGGAUCAUCACUUCGACAACCACCACCACCACCACUACUCCGGCUUUUCCUCUCAAUAGCUGCAUCGCGCCUGCUGAUGUCCCUAAGAAGCGUGAAGCCCUUCCCAAAUGGAACACGUGGCGCCCUGACAAGUGCUGGGGUACUACCACAGUCACCAAACCGGCGGCCACGAAAACAGUCACGGUCACAGUGUCUGCCGUGUCUACUGUGCAAAAGCCUACGACCGUUCCAUCAGCGACGACAACGUCAAUCGUCACGUCCAUCGCCACGGCCGCCGUCUCGAGCUUCGCCGGCCCCUUCCUAAUCGUCGACCCGACAGAUACAACCUACUUCACCCUCGAAGAACUGGGUAUCGACUCCGCAUACGUCUCCCUCCAACCGCUUUCCGACGCCAAUUAUUUCUCGCUUCAGGACGGCAGCCUCACCGUCGAGGACAGCAGCAACUACGAGCUCUAUGCAGACCCGGCAUACGCCACGAUCGCCGACGAUUAUAUCGGCGGCGAGUAUGGACCCACCACCGUGUUUGCCUUCAACACUACGGAUUAUCAGGGUGAGACGGCAUUGUCGUGCUCCAUCACGCAGAACAGCGAUCAGACGUGUCCCUUGACGUGCACGGGGAAUGGCGGCAGCCAAUUCUACUACUGCCCUUCCGCUGCAGAUGGUCCUGAGCCUACUGUUCUUCUUGGUCCUGCGAACACGGCUGGGAAGAAUUGUGGAUCGACGCCGGUGCUGUUUUCGGCAUUCGUUGUCGGGCCUGAGGUUUAG